GGAGAUGGGUAGGGGAGUAGUAUUUUCAAGGCCGUCGAUAGCGUUGGGAGAGAUUGGUGGGGAAGAAAAGUUGUGCUUGCUACUGGUGUAAGAGAUAUGAUGGUGGAUAUCGAAGGUUACGAAGAAUGCUGGACUAAAAGCAUCUUUCACUGUCUGUUUUGCCACGGCUAUGAAUGGUCUCCUGCACAGUCAGCUUGCAUACUUGCAAUAGGCGACUGUGCAUUUCCCCAUGUAGCUCUUCACCUAGCUCGUCAAGCACUUCGACUGGCUGAAAACGUCACAAUCUAUGCGCACGGAAACAGGGCCUUAGCUAAAGAAAUAGAAGCUGCAAAAGUCGCGUCAAAUCUAGAUGUCAACUCUGAGUGUCGCAGUAAAAUUGAAGCUUGCAAUCACUCGAUUCAGAAAUUCAUUACAAAUGACGAUCCGUCGUCUGGACUCACCAUUGUCUUUGACAAAGAUGAUGGAGCGUAAUUGGGAGAUCAUGCACACGCAUUCUUAGUUCAUAAGCCAGUGACUGAGCAGACCAACAAUCUUGCUCGUAAACUUGGAAUCGAAUUAACCGAGCAAGGAGAUAUAAAGGUCACGUCCCAUUUUAAUGAGACAACUGUAAGAGGGGCUUUUGCGACUGGAGAUUGCGCGUCAAUAUUGAAGAAUGUUGAAGAAUGUUGGAGGUACUAUUUAUGGCGAGACUUGCGCUGGUGCUGGUGUCGGGUCUCAGAUCCAAGGAGAAGAUUAGACGUUUUAUUGGCUUGGAAUAGAUGUGCCGCUAUCAACUACCCAAUUCGAGAUCAAUACGCAACGAGAGAUAUCUUAAGAUCAUCACAUCAAUUUUGAGACGAAGAUCGGAGCUAGCUCUCGCAGCACUACUAUCCUAUGCCUAUUUUGAUACUUGAAUUAGAAUUCUCUUUGAAAUUGAACA
This is a messenger RNA of Botrytis cinerea B05.10, 919 nucleotides long. RefSeq lists its product as hypothetical. Lineage: Eukaryota; Fungi; Ascomycota; Leotiomycetes; Helotiales; Sclerotiniaceae. The record is from RefSeq and is a predicted model, not a curated record. The coding region runs from base 97 to 471 and encodes 124 amino acids. The transcript has 2 exons.